Messenger RNA from Chelmon rostratus (copperband butterflyfish), 1692 nucleotides. RefSeq names its product XK related 5-like (gene xkr7a). The record is from RefSeq and is a predicted model, not a curated record. NCBI's taxonomy places the organism in Eukaryota, Metazoa, Chordata, Actinopteri, Chaetodontiformes, Chaetodontidae. Bases 1 to 1692 code for a protein of 563 amino acids. The transcript has 3 exons. Gene Ontology annotation, cellular component: plasma membrane. Gene Ontology annotation, biological process: apoptotic process involved in development; engulfment of apoptotic cell; phosphatidylserine exposure on apoptotic cell surface.
AUGGCCGCGAAAUCUGAUGGUGCACCCGUCUCUCUACGAAACGAAAUCCCACCCGAGUGUCCUUCCAGGUCGGACCCGCGGCCUCCUCAGCACCGUCCCGCCGAGCAGCGCUACUCCCUCCCGGACUGCUGCUGGACGCUGUGCGCCCUUUUGGUCUUCUUCUCGGACGGGGCCUCAGACCUGUGGCUGGCCGCGGACUACUACCUAAGGAGGGACUACUGGUGCUUUGCACUGACUCUGGUCUUUGUGAUAGUCCCGUCCGUGGUCGUGCAAGUGUUGAGCUUCCGAUGGUUCGCCUACGAUUUCUCGAAAACCAUCGAGAGCGGCACGGCGGCGGCCGCCGUGGUGGCUGCGUCGGGAGCGGAGGAGAGCGACUUCAGCACCAAGGGCAGCGGCGAGCGGGGCGCUGGCCGCACUGCCGCGGCCGGGGUGCUGCCGGGGCCGGGCACCGGGGGAGGAGCCCGGGGCUGCUGCAGAGUCUUCAUGUGGCUCUUCCAGGCCAUCAUUCACAUAUUUCAGCUGGCACAGGUCUGGAGGUAUGUCCACGCCCUGUAUUUGGGCGUGCAGAGCCGCUGGCACAGGGACCCCGAGCGCCGUCACUACUACUGGCGCAUGAUGUUUGAGAGCGCAGACAUCAGCAUGCUGCGUCUGCUGGAGUCCUUCCUGAAGAGCGCCCCUCAGCUGGUGCUGCAGCUCAGCAUCAUGAUCCAGGCCAGUCAGGUGCUGCCCCUGCAGGGGCUUUCAGCUUCUGCCUCGCUGAUAUCCCUCGCCUGGAUGAUCGCCUCCUAUCAGAAAGUCCUGAGGGACUCCCGAGACGACAAGCUACCCAUGACCUACAAGGCCGUCAUAGUUCAGAUUCUGUGGCACCUGUUCACCAUCGGGGCCCGCACUCUGGCCUUCGCCCUCUUUGCCUCAGUGUUCCAGCUUUACUUUGGCAUCUUCAUUGUGGCCCACUGGUGCAUCAUGACAUUUUGGAUAAUUCAAGGCGAAACAGACUUCUGCAUGUCCAAAUGGGAGGAGAUCAUCUAUAACAUGAUGGUGGGCAUCGUGUACGUUUUCUGCUGGUUCAGUGUGAGAGAGGGCCGCACUCGCUGCAGGAUGCUCAUCUACAGCCUGACUGUGUUCAUCGAGAAUGUGGCGCUCACCACUGCCUGGUACCUGUACCGCGGCCCUCUUACCUCAGACUUCUACGCCGUCAUCAUGGUGUGCGUGGUGGCCAGCAGCUACGCUCUGGGCACCUUCUUCAUGUUUGUGUAUUACUGUCUCGUACACCCUGACGGCCCAGUCUCAGGGUGGGGUUAUAUUGUGGAGAAGGAGGUGCCUGUGGAGUCGCUGGCCUCCCCAGCCUCCAGCCUCCCCCCUGACCUGGUGAGCAGCCCUCCCAGGACCCUGCAGAGAACUAAAGGGUCUGACAGAGACCAGGGACCUGGGAUCGAUGGAGACGUGUUUCAGGUACGACCACCUCGGGGAGCUCAGGCCCCAGUGACCCGCCUCACACCCAGGACAGAGGGGCCUGUCAUCCGAAUAGACCUGCCCAGGAAGAAGUACCCCGCCUGGGAUGCUCACUUCAUCGACCGCCGGCUGCGUAAAACCAUCCUGGUGCUCGAAAGCGCUGCCCCGGUCACGCCAAGGAUUCAGUACCGCUGUCUGGGCACACCCAAAGAAGUGAUGGAGUAUGAGACCACCGUGUGA